GUGAAUAUAAAAUUAUUAAAUGAAUUAAAAUGCAAUUAUUUUUUAAAUAAUCCUGUGAUGCGUGCUGUAAUAGUUUCUUUAAUAUUGACAAACUGUGUAAUUGGGUCUGACAAAUCAUAAAGACGUUUAAAAUAUAUAAUUAUAGACAUUAUCUCCGAGUAAUCAGUCCAAAACAAUGCAGAAUCAAUCGAAAGUACUUUUAAGGAAAAGUAUCAAAAAGCUCAUUCAAGAAAUAAGUGCCGAAAGCAAAAUAAAACAAUCAUCUGAUGUUAUGCAAAAGCUUCUUAAUAUGCCUGAGUAUCAAAAUUCAAAUCGCAUAUCAAUUUUUCUCAGCACUGAAAAUGAAAUCAACACAAUUCCGUUACUGUCGGUGAUGCUUGAACAAAAUAAGCAGAUGUUUGUUCCAACAUAUUCUGGAAAUGCAAUGAAAAUGGUGAAAUUGCAUGAUAUGAAGGAUUACGAGAAACUGCCAGUUACGAAAUGGAAAAUAAAACAGCCAGACUCAGACGAUGUCAGCCGAGAAAAUCCUCUGAUGACAGCUCCGCUCGAUUUAAUCCUUAUGCCUGGCGUUGCGUUUACUUUGAAGGGUGAUAGACUCGGUCAUGGAAUGGGAUAUUAUGACAAAUUUCUUAGUGACUAUUUCAAACGUUAUCCAAACAAUGAGAGUGAACAUAAAACACAUUUAAUUGGUCUAGCAUUUAAGGAGCAAAUUGUUGAAGAACUGCCAACUGAUGCUUUGGAUUGGACUUUAGAUAAAAUUGUGACGACAAAUUGACAAAUCAAUAAACGAUGUGAACGAAAAUUUUAAUAAAAAAUUGACAAAAUUAA
This is a messenger RNA of Chironomus riparius, 828 nucleotides long. The record is from the annotation of a GenBank genome assembly. NCBI's taxonomy places the organism in Eukaryota, Metazoa, Arthropoda, Insecta, Diptera, Chironomidae.